GGAUCAGGAAUAAUAAUGCAUUCCAGAACGAACGUAGAGAAAAUGUGGAAAUUAUUAAUUUGGAUACUCAACCAGCGGACAAUAUGACAAAUUACGACGAUAUAUUGCAAAGAUGCCGUACAGCUUUUGCCAAUGGAAAAACACGAGAUCUUAGCUUCAGAAAGAAGCAAUUGGAAAAUCUGUUGCGCAUGUACGAAGAACAUGAAAAUGACAUGAUCAAUGCCUUGGAUGCUGAUUUGAGACGUCCCAAACAGGAAAGUUUAGUUGUGGAAACGGAAUUUUUGAAAAAUGACAUCAAAAACAUUCUGUACAACAUUGAUGACUGGGUUAAGCCUGAAUUGCCACCCAAGUCAAUGGUAAAUCUUAUGGACGACGUACAAAUCUAUAAGGAUCCCUAUGGUGUCGUUUUGGUUAUUGGUGCCUGGAAUUAUCCUCUGCAAUUGUUGUUAGUGCCUGUCGCCUCUGCCAUCGCUGCCGGUAAUUGUGUUGUGAUCAAGCCCAGCGAAGUCGCUGUCCAUUGUGCUAAAUUCAUUGAAGAAACUCUGCCCAAGUAUUUGGAUAAUGAAUGCUAUCCCAUUAUCUGCGGUGGUGCCCAAGAAACAACUGAACUAUUAAAGCAAAGAUUUGAUUACAUUUUCUAUACCGGAUCCACACGAGUGGGGCAAAUCAUUCAUGCUGCCGCCAACAAAUAUUUGACACCCUGCACAUUGGAAUUGGGUGGCAAGAGUCCCUGCUACAUUGACAAAUCGGUUGAAUUGAAGACCGCUGUUAAACGUAUUCUCUGGGGCAAAUUGAUUAACUGUGGCCAAACAUGCAUUGCCCCCGAUUAUGUGCUAUGUUCCAAAGAAAUUGAAGUCGAAUUCAUUAAGGAAGCUAAAGAAAUCCUUAAGGAAUGGUAUGGCGAUAACAUUAAGGACAGUCCUGAUCUCAGUCGUAUUAUAAACAAAGCGAAUUUCGACCGCUUGCUUGGUCUAAUGAAACAUGGAAAAAUUGCCGUUGGCGGUAGUUACAAUGCCAAAGAACUAUUCAUUGAACCCACAAUCAUUGUAGAUGUUAAACCAGAAGAUCCUGUGAUGCAAUCCGAAAUUUUCGGUCCCAUCUUGCCCAUUGUCAAUGUUGAAAGUGCCUACGAUGCAAUCAAAUUCAUUAAUUCCAGAGAAAGUCCCCUGGCGAUGUAUGUCUUCACAACGGAACCAGAAAUACAAAAUUUAUUCAUACACAGUACACGAGCUGGAGGCAUGUUACUUAACGACACAAUCAUGCAUUAUGCCGUUGAUACAUUACCAUUUGGCGGCGUUGGUUUCAGUGGUAUGGGCAGUUAUCAUGGCAAAUACACUUUUGAUACUUUUGUUCACAAAAAGUCUUGCCUCGGCAAAGACUUGAAGCCUUUGGGAGAAAAAUUGGCAUCUGGACGCUAUCCUCCUUAUUCGGAACGCAAGGCCAGCAUAUUGAAUUUCUUGUUGCGAAAACGACGUCCCUUGCCCAAUUUGUAUCUGUCACACAUUUUGGUAUUUGGUCUUGGCGUUGGCUUGACAUUCCUCGUUAAUCACUAUAUGCAGGGCAAACUGUUGUCGCGCUAAGAAAUGCAUCAAAAA
This is a messenger RNA of Musca vetustissima, 1595 nucleotides long. It is a transcript of the gene Aldh-III, whose product is annotated as aldehyde dehydrogenase, dimeric NADP-preferring. The transcript has 11 exons. Gene Ontology annotation, biological process: aldehyde metabolic process. Gene Ontology annotation, molecular function: aldehyde dehydrogenase (NAD+) activity. Lineage: Eukaryota; Metazoa; Arthropoda; Insecta; Diptera; Muscidae. The record is from RefSeq and is a predicted model, not a curated record. Gene Ontology annotation, cellular component: cytoplasm. The coding region runs from base 84 to 1580 and encodes 498 amino acids.